AUGAGGAAGAUGACGACGGAGCCUGGGGGGGGUGGUGGUGGUGGUGGAGGGGGCUUGAAUGAGGGCUGGGAUGACACCCACACACCGUGUGGAACUCCUCCAGAGUCGCGAGAAGUGAGCGCAGAGGGAAGGAGGCGGCACGGGGACCACGGGCCGAGUACACACGCGUGGCGGCGGGGGGGGUGGGCUCCUGCCCGCUUCGCGGCUGCGCUCCGUCGCGGCCGCCCGGAGAGCCCAAUGAGCGAGCGAGCCAUGGACCUGCUGCGCCAGUCGUCUCUGCGGCUGUCGGUAGAGGUCCUGGACGCGCUGGAGCGCGGCCCCGGCGAGAAGCAGCUCGUGACGCAGGCCAAGGCCCUCUGCCGCGACUACAUCAACUGGCGGCUGCUGCGCGCGGGCCUGGGCUGGGGCAAGGCCGAGUCGUCGGCACACUCCUGCAGCAAGUUCACCGAGGUGUCCAACACCGUGCUGCUGCUCGGUGACGAGCUGGAAUACAUGUACCCGAGCCUCUACCGCAACGUGGACAAGCACCUGGGCCUCUCGGUGGCGUCUGAGGCAGCCGUGACGGAGGCUCUGCAGGCCGUGGCUCACGUCUUGUUCGGCACAGGCAUCACGUGGGCAAAGGUGGUGUCGCUGCUCGCCGUGUCGGCGGGCCUGGCCGUGGACUGCGUGACGCAGGGCCAGCCGGCUACGGUCCACGCGCUCGUCGACUGCGUGGGCGACGUCUUCAGCGCGACGCUCGUGCCCUGGAUCCGCGCCCGCGGGGGAUGGGCAGAUAUGGUGAACACCAUGACCUGCCGGCGCAGCUCGCCUGCUUACUACUGGCUCCUGGCCACCGUUGGCGCUGCCGUGGGCAUCCUGGGUCCACUGCUCGUGCCGCGUCGUACUGGCAAAUGACGACCGACCCCACCACCCCCCGCCUAUCGCCCCUCCGGCUUCACCCAGAGGAAGGAUGGGGUUGUAUACAGCUUCACUUAAUUUAAAAACAGACAAUGGUUGCAGGGUUUUUUUUUUGGUGUUUUUGUUUUCAACGACCGAGCAUCGCCUACUCAAGGCUCUCCGGAAGGAGACGUUUAAAUUAUGCAGACCCGAGACUGGCGACAUGCAAACAAGAGACCUCCCUAAUCGCCUUCCUCCCGCUGUGCCUACGCGCCAAGAUUAACCCACGAUGGACGCAGGGCUACAUGCCCGGGGACCCGGUGCCUCGUGAGCGAUUGCUGAACCAUCAAAUGAGAUCGAACAAGGUGUGUGUGGAUUCCAUGGGGUGUUCAGAGUGGAAGGUUCAUCGUCAAGGGCCUGACGUAGUCCACCACAAGAGGCCAUGACGUGGAGGAUUCACCGUGAAGAGCCAGGUUUGGAGGGCCCAGACGGGGAGGGAUGAGCUUAGAAGGCCAUGCCAAGGAGGAUGCUUCCUAUUGGGGUCCGAGUGUUGAAGCACUAGGUUUGGGGAGCAGGGCAUCAACGUUCUAGCUUGCAGAGCAUUAUGUGGAGGAAUCCUUGUGAAGGCAUGAAGAUGCCACCUUGAGAAGCAUUGCGUGAAGGUCCCAACGUAGAUGCUGGAUCUACUGUGGAGUGCUCUACGUGGAGAGCAAGGCUGCUGACUCGGUCAUCCUAAUGGGUGACCUUUACAAGACAUUUGGCAAUGGCAGGAAUGGAAAAUAUAAUUUGAAAUACUGUAAAAUGUGAUGAUAAAACAGUGUUUAACAUACUGUAUACGUAUGUACACACAUACACAGGAAUUGAUUAUAACGCCUCUAGUAGGGCUGCAAAAUCAUGAAAUACAACACGCACUUGUCAAAAAAUAUAGAUUUUUAUGCACAUGAUUUGAUGUGUAUAUCAUGGGCUUAAGAAUUUAUAUAAAUUAACAUUUGUGUAGUACCUCCCAUGAGAGCUUCCACAAUGGUGUUAUGGUUGGCACACUAGAUUUGUAAUCCAGAGGUUGGUGUGUUUGAUUCAAGUUUCUAGCGCAGUAGUGGAAAAAAAUGGGGCAAGUUUCUUAAAUCCUCCCCACUUCACCACCGCCUCUGUCUACCCAGCAGUAUGAUUGGUUACAGCCCAGUUAGUCUAUGAUCGGCAGGUCACGAGUGGUGAGGUAAAGCGUGGGUACACCCAACUCUUACAACCCAUCUGGUCAGUGUGGUAUAGUACACCAAAUAUAUUCUCGGGCUUCUACUCUUUCUGCCGUAUGACGGGAAAAGCUGACCAUGGGAUGUCUAAUUUGGCGAUCCACUUCGGUGGCUUCUUGAGCUGCCAAUUGGAGAAAUUAAAUGGCUCCAACAACAAGUCCUCAGUGGGCAGUUGAUGCGCUAUGAUCCCAUGGUCUGGUGUCACAUCCCUCGCCUUCCACUUGUGAAGCUGGUGACCACUGCCUCAUUGCCCCUCCGCGUCCCAUUGUGCGGAUUCGGUUGAGUGCCGUCCACUGUCUGAGGUCGAAGCCAGGAACCUCCGCUGUUGGGGUUAGUGAUGAGGCAUCUGUUCUUUACGUUGUAUCCCGCGAUUCCAUUCAUCCGGAUAGCUCGGUGCCAGCUGCGUGGAUACCCUCUGCUGUUUCCCAGAACGGAUGGUGUGAUCAUAGGCACGUUCACUGUGGGGUUGUUCAGGACUUUGUUGAUCGGAGGUCAUAGUUUGGUUUUUAUUUUUUUCCACGGAUGGUCGGACAAUGUGGAACAGCACUGGGAGCCACUCAGUUGGAGUGGACUUAAGCGUCCCUGACAACGUUCUUCUAAUAGUGGAGGCAGCAGUAUGAGCAAGAAAUUGCAGGGCUGCACCUUUACCUUUAACCACCCAUAGCACAUUUAUUUCGACCUAUGCAGACACAUACUGCUUAUUUCUGAAUGCAGAUGGAUGUCCUUUCAAACAAGGUAAUUAAAACAUGUCGACAUGCAUUCACCUACAAGUUUACAGGUGCACAUGAUUUACACCUGGAUGUAGUUUUUAAGUGUAUGUAGCUUUUACAUACAUGUGUUAAUUGCAUGGUGUUACAGGUGCGCAGGUGUACAUAAAAAAACAGGAAGUGUACGCGUUACAGGUGUGUGGGUGUACAAAGUUGUGGUAGCUAUGUGUACAUGCGUAACAGUUGUGCAAAAGUAUGUGUACAGGGUAAUUGUAUAAAGGUGUAUAGGUAUCUGUGUACACAUGUACAGGUGAAGAUGGGAGGUGGUCCUAAGAUGGCAGAAAAGCAAUGCAUUUUUAAAUAUAUCCUUAUGGGGUUUUGUUGGUCUUCACGGGAUACUCCAGUUUCCUUCCACAUGCCCAACACUCAUUAAAUGGUCAUCAAGAAUCAUGUUGCCGGCAUGAAGACAACUUAAAUUAUGACCGUGUACAUUUUCCUAAAACCGAAAAAUCUUUCAACUCAGACAUUUGUGUAUCCUGAACUUAUCCCUCCAAACAUUCCAAUGCAGGGCCCUCUCCUUUCAAACAUAUUCUCAAGACUCCUCGAGGCUUACACACGUGGAACAAGGGGGGGGGGGGGCAUUCUCAUUUAGGUAUAUGUGCAUGAACAGGGGGCAUUAUUAUUAUUGUUGUGUGUGCAAGAGCACACAGGUGGAGAUGUAAAAGCUGUACUGUACGUGCGUCAAGGCAUUUGUGUUCCAACUGCUCGUGCAGCACGUGUGCAGGUAUCGGCCACGAUGCUCUGAGGGGUCAUGUCCCCCGGGCUACUGGACGAUGGUAUGCCACAGGUUCCGAUGCUGACGAAGGAUGUGAAUGUGUGUAAGCCAAAACAAAUAAAAGUCAUGGGCCUUGAGAAAAACCAUAA
Molecule: messenger RNA, 3754 nt
Organism: Lethenteron reissneri (Far Eastern brook lamprey)
Lineage: Eukaryota; Metazoa; Chordata; Hyperoartia; Petromyzontiformes; Petromyzontidae
Gene: BOK
Product: BCL2 family apoptosis regulator BOK
Biological process (GO): regulation of apoptotic process; intrinsic apoptotic signaling pathway in response to DNA damage; release of cytochrome c from mitochondria
Cellular component (GO): mitochondrial outer membrane
Molecular function (GO): BH domain binding
Source: RefSeq, a predicted model, not a curated record